GCCAUUUUGUAGCGCUUUAAGAAAACUCAGCCAAGCAGCAAAGUUGCAGAUCAGAGCUGCUGUUCUUCGUUGUGCAAUGGACGGCCGCCUAGAGACUGAAUUGUAUCCUCUGGGAUCAAGUUACGCAGAAUUAGACGUUGUUCAUGAUAUUGCAGUUGGCACAAAGAGAGGAUCUGACGAGUUGUUCUCCUGUGUUUCCAGCGGGCCCUAUAUCAUGAGCUCAGCAGCCAACGGCAACGACAGCAAGAAGUUCAAAGGUGACAUCAGAAGUCCCGGCAUCCCGUCCAGAGUUAUACAUGUCCGGAAGCUGCCCAAUGACAUCAACGAAGCGGAGGUCAUCUCCCUCGGCCUUCCCUUUGGCAAAGUCACCAAUCUGCUCAUGCUGAAGGGAAAGAACCAGGCUUUCUUGGAAAUGAAUUCUGAAGAAGCAGCCCAGACGAUGGUUACUUACUACUCCUCUGUAACGCCCGUCAUCAGAAAUCAUCCCAUCUUCAUGCAGUACUCAAACCACAAAGAGCUGAAAACAGACAACUCACCCAACCAAGUGAGGGCACAGGCAGCACUGCAGGCGGUGAAUGCUGUCCAUACAGGUAGCAUGACUCUAGGUGCCAUUGACCCAUCCGGUAUGGCUGGCCCCAGCCCUGUCCUAAGGGUCAUUGUUGAAAACCUCUUUUACCCUGUGACCCUAGAUGUCCUACACCAGAUCUUCUCCAAGUUUGGCACAGUGCUGAAAGUGAUUACUUUCACAAAAAACAACCAGUUUCAAGCUCUCCUCCAGUUUGCUGAUGGCCUGACAGCACAACAUGCCAAGCUGGCUCUAGAUGGACAGAACAUCUACAAUGGCUGCUGUACCUUGCGCAUCAGCUUUUCCAAACUUUCCAGCUUAAACGUCAAAUAUAAUAACGACAAGAGUCGUGACUACACCCGCCCGGACCUGCCCACUGGGGACAGCCAACCUGCUAUUGAACAUCACGCUUUGGCUGCUGCUUUUGCUGCUCCUGGGAUCAUCUCUGCCACGCCAUAUGGAGGAGCGCACGCCUUCCCUCCAGCUUUUGCUAUCCAGCAGGCUGCAGGGUUGACAAUACCUGGGGUUCCCGGAGCUCUUGCCUCAUUGGCCAUUCCCGGGGCAGCAGCGGCCGCUGCGGCUGCAAGCAGACUGGGCUUCCCGUCCCUCCCCGGCACCCACUGCGUCAUGCUGGUCAGCAACCUGAACCCCGAGAGAGUUACGCCAAACUGCCUCUUUAUUCUCUUCGGUGUAUAUGGGGAUGUAUUGAGAGUGAAAAUCAUGUUCAACAAGAAAGAGAAUGCUCUCAUACAGAUGUCUGAUGGGACCCAGGCUCAGCUGGCGAUGAGUCAUCUAAACGGGCAGAAGUUAUACGGCAGGCCCCUGCGCAUCACUCUGUCCAAACACACGACUGUCCAGAUGCCACGGGAGGGACAUGAAGACCAGGGGCUGACCAAAGACUACAGCAGCUCUCCUCUCCAUCGCUUCAAGAAGCCAGGCUCCAAAAACUACUCCAACAUCUUUCCUCCCUCAUCUACCCUGCACCUGUCUAACAUCCCACCCUUGGUUGUCGAAGAUGACCUCAAGAUGCUCUUUGCUAGCAAUGGUGCUCUGGUCAAGAACUUCAAGUUCUUUCAGAAGGAUCGCAAGAUGGCUCUGAUUCAGAUGGGUUCGGUGGAGGAAGCGAUCGAGUCCCUUAUCCAGUUCCACAACCAUGAUCUCGGAGAAAACCACCAUCUUAGGGUCUCUUUCUCCAAGUCCAUCAUUUGAGAGAAAUAUAGUCUGGAAAGGACUGGAGUGGCCAGUCACUUCAAACCUUAAUGAGUCUUAAUCAUAAUGAUCACUUCCAUCAUUCCAUUAUUUUAUUUACGAGGCAUUUUAGUGGAUAUUUACAUAAAUAUAUAUAUUUUUUCAAGGUUUUAGAACAGCUGUAUUAUUAGUUGGGCCGAGAAGUUCAUUAACUCGAUGCAUCACUCCAUCGGUCACUUUCAGCCUAUUUAAGGCUUGAUUUCUGUAGAAGCAGAGACAAAUCACUACAGGCCUUUGAUUCCAUUUGUGCCUUACUGCUUCAGAUCUCCAGAACCUCAGUCAAACAUCUGCAACUAAUGUUUGCAAAUCUGUAGUUUACAGUCCAUUUCAUGCUCUUAUGCUCCUGUGAGACAUGGGUAAUUUCAUCGGGCUGAUGGUACAGGCCUAAAACUUGGCACCUCUACGUUACGUAUAUCCCAGUAGGGUUGUACUCAUCAUAUCCUCUAGCUUUAGCAUUUAUACUGUUUCUUUAGAAAUAGAAUGUUUA
Molecule: messenger RNA, 2300 nt
Organism: Carassius carassius (crucian carp)
Lineage: Eukaryota; Metazoa; Chordata; Actinopteri; Cypriniformes; Cyprinidae
Product: polypyrimidine tract-binding protein 1-like
Exons: 16
Coding region: 77-1774 (565 amino acids)
Biological process (GO): regulation of RNA splicing; regulation of cell differentiation; mRNA processing
Cellular component (GO): nucleus
Molecular function (GO): mRNA binding
Source: RefSeq, a predicted model, not a curated record